Molecule: messenger RNA, 1373 nt
Organism: Tuber melanosporum (Perigord truffle)
Lineage: Eukaryota; Fungi; Ascomycota; Pezizomycetes; Pezizales; Tuberaceae
Exons: 5
Coding region: 1-1116 (371 amino acids)
Biological process (GO): phospholipid transport; protein insertion into mitochondrial outer membrane; mitochondrial outer membrane translocase complex assembly
Cellular component (GO): ERMES complex; SAM complex
Source: RefSeq, a predicted model, not a curated record
AUGUUGACAUACAUGGACUAUUUACAGAACGCCUUCUACCGGGCAACCUCCUGGGAUCCCGAUAAUUCAUAUGUAAAUCUCACCGCAACAGCUCGAGCACUCCUCGACUUCCCCACCCCCCGCGGUCUAAAGAUGGACCUCUCCUCCCUCUCAACACCCAAAUUCGGCACAAGUUACUCGCUCAGCAACCUCGGCGUCGUGGACGGCAGCGUCUCGUACUUAUACUCUAGCCUCCCACUGCAUAACGUACAUCGCAGCGAGGAAGUAGACCUGCACGACGUGACCAUGGGAUACAGACAGCUCGAAGAGUUGCGGUCGCCAGACAAUGAACGGUUUUGGGAGGUUUGGAAGGGGGGUGUUAGGGUUGAUGGAAGAAAUACGUUAUUAUUCGGCAGGAUGUAUUUGCCGGCUAGUACGCUUGAGGCAUUAUACCUCAGGAGGAUGAAACCUACGACGCAAUUUCGGAUCACGGGGGUUAGUGAUGGGAGGUUGAAGUCUGGAGGGACUAUAAUGGCCAUGAUGCAACACGACUUCGGUAAAUGGUCCGGGGAGUACUUAUACAGCACUGAUGGUGCCUUAAUCGGCGCUCGGGGGCUGUACAACUUUGGCCGGGAUCCUAGAAAACAGCCAAAUCCCCCACCACGAACCUCCGAUGAGAAAGCUGUUGGGAGGUUCAGCAUGGGCGCAGAAUUCUACUAUGGGAUACUUAACAAGUCUGCCGGGAUGUCCACAGGCCUUCGCUACACCACCCUCCCAACGCACCCUAACGCACCGACGACUAUGACACUAACAUUGACACCACUGAUGGGCUCGCUUUCAGCAACCUAUGCCAUAAAAGCCGGCGAAGCGGCCUCCUUCUGUAGUCGCUUCGACUUUAACAUGUACAGCUACGAGUCGGACCUCUCGCUCGGCUGCGAGGUCUGGCGCAGGGAGGAUGUGGAGAAGGAGGACUUUGCCGGCGUUUUGAAAGCGAGGGUUUCACAGACUAGCGGUAUCGGGCUGUUGUGGGAGGGGAGGUUGAAACAUUUGCUUUUCAGCUUGGGGGCCGGCAUUGACCUGCGGAGAAAGGAUCAACUGGUUAGAGCUGUGGGAUUGGAGCUACAGUACUCUUCGUAAUGUUGGAAGGGUGCCAUAUGCCGGGAAAAGGGAAAAAUGAAGGGUUACUGGGUUAGUUCAAAAAUGUGGGUGUCAAUUGCCGCUUUUUACCUCGCUCUUUGGUGCACUGUUGGAACCAAGGCUAGCAAUCAUGUAAUAUCACUCGAUUAUUUUCGCCCAGCGAAAAACUAAAAAAGAUCAUAAACCAUGUACUCCCGAGACUAAAAAGUUAAAGGAUAUAAACAUCACAUCUACAAGACCCCUUCUGCUAUCUUCCA